CUCUUCCCUUUCCUCCUCCUCUCUAUCAUCACCUCCUCCUCUUCUGCACCUCCUGUCGUGAUGACACCCCCCCUCUCUUUAUCAUCACCGUGUUUUCGGUUCGCUCCUCUAUCACCUCCUCCUCCUUCAGCGGAGGAGAGACACAGUCAGGAUGUCUCUCAGCCGCUUCUGGUCCAGAACUCUCCGCUCCGUUUUCCCUAUGCUCCUCCUGGUUCUGGUUCCGCGGUGCCUCCUGCACCCGCAGCCCUGUCACCUCCUGACGCAGAUCGGGCACACGGUGCGCGUCGGCGCGCUCCUGCCGGCGCAGCGUGCGGCUCGUUUUCAGGUCCAGGCGGCACUGAGCCGCGCCGCGGUCAUGAUGAGCUCGGACCUGGAUCUCGAUCCGCAUCCGGACUGGGGCCGGGACCCCGAGCGACCCAACCCUCUGCCCUAUAACCUGAGUCUGGAGCUGGUGUCCUGGAAGCCGGCCGCCGCGGACCCGGAGUCCGUGUUCCGGUGCGUGUGUGAGGGCGUUGCGGUGCAGGGAGUGUCCGCCGUGCUCGCCUUCCCUCAGAACCGGGACGAGCUGCUUCAAGUGGACUUCCUGUCCGCGGUGUUGCAGAUCCCGUUCCUCAGCAUCAUUGAAGAGGGGGAGACGCUGCGCACGCAGAAUCAGUUCCACCUGCAGAUGAUGACAGGGAUUCCUGACUCUGGUCUGUCUGAUCUGGUCUUGGGAGUUCUGCGGCGGUCCGGUUGGAGGGAGGGUACUAUGGUUCUGUGUCGCGGCUGGGAGGAAACGCAGACUCUCCUGCAGCUCCUGGAGGGUCGGAGCAGUGCAUUGUGGGACAGCCAAUCUUGGGUCACCUUGAACAUGCAGGCCCUUCUGAACCUGACACAAUGGUCACAUGACGACACGCAGAUCCGUCAUUUUCUGUCCCAGCACUUCAGACAGAAGCAGCCUCUGCCAGCGUUGGUGCUGCUGUUUGGUUCUGAUCCACAGUGUGCAGCUGCAGUACUGCGCAGUGCUCAGGACUUGGGCCUCACCUUACCCACGAUGCACUGGGUGCUGGGCCAGCCACUCAACCCUGAAACACUACAGACCAUUGGGCUGCCUCUUGGUCUUCUGGCAUACGGACAGGUGAACCGUAAACCGCUGGACUUUUACAUCAGAGACGCUCUCCAGCUCAUCACUACGUCCAUCACUGCGGCGUCUGUGCUGAGACCAGAACUCUCACGGAUCCACAACUUUGUCGACUGCUACAACAAACACACUAAAAAAGAGGUGACAUCAUCAGGACAGUAUUUGUCCAGGUUUUUGUCCAACGUGUCUUUCUCUGGUGUGACGGGUCUUGUCAGAGUUCUCCAGGACCAGUCUCAGGUCUUAACCUCACAGCGAUUUCACAUUUGGAGCCUGCGACGAAACGCUGUGGGUCAACCGUCCUGGGUGACAGUGGGAACCUGGGAGGGAGGUCAGCUGCAGUUGGAAGAUCAGGGAUUAUGGCAAAGACACAGGCAUCACCACAGGACAGAGGGAUUGGGCAGUAGGGCCAGGGUUCGCUGGAGGGCAGGGACGCCUGUGAUGGGGAGUCGUGUCCGUGUGGUGACUCUAGUGGAACAUCCCUUUGUGUUCACGCGUGAUGCAGAUGUUGAGGGCACCUGUCCAGCCGGACAGUUCUGCCUGGAUGCUGGAACCAACAGCUCAGAGACUCUGGAGAGGUUCUUCAGGGAAGUGGCAGAGGGAAACAGCAGCUUUCUCCCUGCACACUACAGCAAGUGUUGCUAUGGUUACUGCAUUGACUUGCUGGAGAAGCUGGCCGAGGACCUCGGCUUUGAGUUUGACCUUUACAUUGUCGGAGAUGGGAAGUAUGGUGCGUGGAAGGCGGGUCGGUGGACUGGGCUGGUGGGGGAUCUUUUGAAUGGACUGGCAGAUUUGGCCGUCACCUCCUUUAGUAUCAACUCGGCUCGAAGUCAGGUGAUUGACUUCACCUCACCCUUCUUCUCGACCAGCCUGGGUAUACUGGUGCGCAGUAAAGAUACGGCAGCUCCCAUCGGAGCCUUCAUGUGGCCCCUGCAUUGGUCCAUGUGGGUUGGUGUUUUCCUGGCACUGCACAUCACAGCACUCUUCCUCACACUGUAUGAGUGGAAGAGUCCAUUUGGAAUGACACCACACGGACGCAACAGAAUGAAGGUGUUCUCAUACUCGUCAGCUCUAAACCUGUGUUACGCUGUCCUGUUUGGGCGUACAUUUUCCACCAAGACACCAAAGUGCUGGACUGGUCGGUUCCUGAUGAAUCUGUGGGCCAUCUUCUGCUUACUCGUGCUGUCCAGCUACACGGCAAACCUUGCUGCUGUCAUGGUGGGAGAGAAAACCUUUGAGGACGUCUCAGGGAUCCACGAUGCCAAGCUGCACCACCCCUCACAGGGUUUUCGUUUUGGGACGGUCCGGGAGAGCAGCGCUGAGGAUUACAUGAAAAACAGUUUUCCAGAGACACAUGAGUACAUGAGACAUUUCAAUGAGCCGACUACACCUGAAGGAGUUGCUGCACUCAAGACAGAUCCCCCUCGUCUUGAUGCUUUCAUCAUGGACAAAGCUCUACUGGACUACGAAGUUUCCAUUGAUGCUGAUUGUAAACUGGCAACAGUUGGAAAACCAUUUGCCAUUGAAGGUUAUGGCAUCGGUCUCCCUCAGAACUGUCCUCUGACGUCCAACAUCUCUGAGAUCAUCAGCAGAUAUAAAUCAGAUGGAUUCAUGGAUCUGCUGCACGACAAGUGGUACAAAGUGGUUCCGUGUGGAAACAGAGUGUUUGCUGUUACUGAGACUCUUCAGAUGGGGAUCGGUCACUUCUCAGGACUCUUUGUGUUGUUGUGCUUUGGAGUGGGUGGAGCUUUGCUGGCUCUGGCAGGUGAACAUGCGUUCUAUCGACUUGUCCUACCACACAUCCGCCGUCGACAGAGGCUUAAGUAUUGGCUGCACACAUCACAAAAAAUCCAUCGAGCUCUGAACAUGUCGUAUGAUGACGUGAAGAAACAGCGAUUGGACAAAGGAAAAAGCUGUAAGUUACUAAACCCUCAACCUCCCUGUGGGCCCCCGGCUCCUGGGCCCCUGGCUUCUGGGCCCCUGGCUUCUGGGCCCCUGGCUCCUGGGCCCCCGACUUCUGGAGUCUCUGCUAAGUGGAACAAUGAGACCAGAAUGGACACUGCUGCUGUCCUCUCAGAUGCUCGAGACUUCAAACAAGUGAAUUUUAACCUGGAGACCCUCAAUACCCGGCGCCUACUUGCUCGUCUUGCUGCUUCUGAUAUCAAAGGAGGUGGAGCUAAAUGUCAGGUGGCAGAAUCAGCCAAUCGUACAGCAGAGACAAACUGCAUGGUUUGUGAGAACGGAGGACCAGCAGCCUCUCUUACCAGCCUGGUUCGGUCCCUACCCUCCGUCUCCUCGUCUGCUCAACCCAAAGCAGCUGCUCAUUCUCUUGUACCUAUAGUCAGUCCCCUUGCAGCCCCGCCCUCUGCUGCAGUGGCCCCGCCCCUCACAGGUGAGCUACAGGAGCUCAAAGACCAGAUUGAACAGAUGAGGGAGAAGUUGAGAACAGCAUUGGCAAGACGGGCUGAGAUCCAGACCAGUCUGUCCAACCCUGCAGCCACAGUAACAAACAACAUUCCUCCGGUAACCAUGACAACAACAGUGACAACACCAACAAAUACAGGAGUUCUGGCAAACCCCUCACCUGCCGUUGCCAUAGCAAUGCUGUCCCCUGCCAAGAAGUGUGUGAUGACGAUGACGGAGCCUCGUCUCAAAGUUCUGUCCAAAGUCCGACCCGUUCACAGAGGACUGUCCAUUCAAAGGACGUGAUGUCUCUGAUCGGGUUAAUAGUCACAUGACAAGUAAAGAAAUGAUAAAAAAUAUAUACAUGUAUGUGUGUAUAUAUUUUAAAAGGUUUAACAGCAAUAAUAAUAUUAAUAAUACUGUUUAUAAUAAUACUGAAAAUGCUUCCAAAUGUUUUUCUUGUUGAACUGAAAUGUAAAAAAUAAUCUUAAUAGAUUAA
Solea senegalensis (Senegalese sole) is the source of this 4019-nucleotide messenger RNA. It is a transcript of the gene grin3bb, whose product is annotated as glutamate receptor, ionotropic, N-methyl-D-aspartate 3Bb. Gene Ontology annotation, biological process: modulation of chemical synaptic transmission; ionotropic glutamate receptor signaling pathway; synaptic transmission, glutamatergic. Gene Ontology annotation, molecular function: transmitter-gated monoatomic ion channel activity involved in regulation of postsynaptic membrane potential; NMDA glutamate receptor activity. Gene Ontology annotation, cellular component: postsynaptic membrane; plasma membrane. Bases 152 to 3826 code for a protein of 1224 amino acids. The transcript is spliced from 9 exons. NCBI's taxonomy places the organism in Eukaryota, Metazoa, Chordata, Actinopteri, Pleuronectiformes, Soleidae. The record is from RefSeq and is a predicted model, not a curated record.